AUGUCUGGUCUGAGCUCAUGGUGGGCGUCGUCCACCACCUCCCGGCGCCAUGGGACGAUACUAGUGCGCGAGCUUUCGGCUGGUGCAGAUGUGGACAAGUUGGGCUUCUGCGUGCCAUCGCUGCCUCCACAGCCGGUGGUCGUGAAACGCGUAGAGCCGCGAAGCUGGGCCGCGGCGCAGGAGCUUCGCGCGGGCGAUGUUCUCAUACAGCUGAACGAUGUGCCAACUUGCGAGAUUUCCAGCCAGCACUUCCUCGAGUCGAUGACGACCCGGCCGUUGAAUUUCAAGUUCGUAGUUAAUCCGCUGAGAUCCUCCCGCUCGCAGAAAAUGCGUGGCUCAAUUACAGAUGAUGAGGAUAGUGAGAGCGACGACGCCGCAAAAAGCGAUGCCGUCGAGGAUGGGGGCGACGACGAAGAGAUUCAGUCCCUGACCCCGCGAUCUGCCGAAAAAUGCCGGCGGAGCGUUUCCGAUUGGUAUGCAGAGGAGGAGAUCAUUCCCGACGACAGCCGGAAAAAGAGCCUGACAAGUUGGUACCUCGACGGGGCUCGAAUGCCGGACACCACGAGUCAGCUGACUGCCGUGCAUCGGAUGUCCCUCUCUGGAGCUGAGCCGUUGGAGACAGGUGAAGCCACUGAGCUGAGAAACAUGCUCCAGGCUGCUUUGUCUGAGGAGAACCUCGACGCCCUGCUCCUUGUCAUUGCCCGGGCUCAGUCACAAGGAAUCAUCGCCGAUGUCUUGGAGGUGGCCCAGCGCAAAGCUCAGGAGCUCCAAAGCCGACUCUUGGAGUCGCCCGUGCAGGCGGAGUUCUGA
Messenger RNA from Symbiodinium sp. CCMP2592, 810 nucleotides. NCBI's taxonomy places the organism in Eukaryota, Dinophyceae, Suessiales, Symbiodiniaceae. The record is from the annotation of a GenBank genome assembly.